AACAUUAUAUCUUUGUUUUUGUAUCAGAUAGUUUAAGUUCUAAAGUAAAAUGUAUACUUACUUACUGUAGUUGUACAUGAUGCUGCACCUCCAACCAACCAUAUUAUGAUUUAAAAUGUUACAAUAAUGGUUGUUUAUGUAAAAAUGCAUUCGGAACAUAACUUUAUUCAUUUAGCCUGCUCAGUGGCCUUGUGGUUAGAGUGUCCGCCCUGAGAUCGGUAGGUCUUGAUCUACCCCGACCGAGUCAUACCAAACACUAUAAAAAUGGGACCCAUUACCUCCCUGCUUGGCACUCAGAAUCAAGGGUUGGAAUUGGUGGUUAAAUCACCAAGAUGAUUCCCGAGCAUGGCCACAAAUGCUGCUCACUGCUCCCCUCACCUCCCAGGGGGUCGAAUGCAGAGGUUAAUUUCACCACAUGUAGUGUUUGUGUGACUAUCAGUGACACUUUAACUGACUUUAACUUUAACUUUAUGCUACUUCACUUUUGAUAUAGUUUUUAUUUCAACAGUGUAAGGUCUAAUCUUAUAUACAUUUCAAAAUCCUGCAAUUAAUCAUGUUAGUCUGGUCAAGUGGAGAUCAUGUAUAUUUUUUAUAAUAAUAUUUAGUUUAUUUACCAAGGACAAUACAUAUUAAUAAACACAUGGCAUAUAAAUAUGUGAGAUUAUAGCCACUUACUAUCAUUUCCAUCUCUAAUCCCUCAGCAACACAUUGAAAACAUAGUACACAGAAUAACAAUAUUGAAAUGUAAAAUUCCAAGGUUCUGAUCAAAUACAUAUUUCACUGUAUACACCUUUGCACUUUUAUAUAGCUUUUAAAUUAUGAUUACAAUUUUGAUUUUCAGGCAGUCAUUUUUAAAGGGCUAAUUAAAUGAUGCUUUUGGUGCUACUUCCCUGAUAUUUUCAGAUUGUGUUUUCAAUGUUUGACAUGCUCAAUUAGAAAAAGAUAGCUGCUCAAACACACUUUUUUGAACGGCACCAAAUGGAGCCAUGCUUAGUUGUGCUGUUGGCAUUUUUGCAUUUACAAAGUUUCUUAGAAGAGGUGGUCCUCGGUCAUUUAAAAUGUGAGUCAGCAAACUUUAUUAAGUUUUCCCAAUUGAAUAGGUUAUAUUUCUUGAAUAUUCUGCAAUGAUGACACAUGGGGGGACUUUCUUAAUAUCUUGAACAAUCCAAAUUGGAUUGUGUUUGUGUGCUGCAGGAUGCGUGCAUACUCACAUUAAAUGUACCACUGUUUUAUCAGUGCAUAGUGGUCUUGUGUUUAUCAUGUAAUGUAAAAUUGUGACACUUAGAGGUUUAUUGCUGUCCCUGAAUUGCAGUGUGUACAACACCACUUAUAGAUUAGUGAAUGUGCAGGUUUAUGUGUCAAGGUUUAUUAGUGAAGCACUCGGUUGAUAUAGCUCUCUAAGAGUGAUCAUCAAUAUGUCUCUACCUCUAGUUAGGAAUGGAUGGAUUUCAUUAUAUUAUUGGUACAAAUACUAAUGAACAUGGUGUUUCUGGGUGACUGUCCGUGGUUCUGAAGUGCAGUUUAGGCUACAUUCCAGCACCCCCUGACACCCAAUGAGGGACAAGCGGCAGAAAAUGGAUGGAUGGAUGGAUAGACAAUUUGUUUGAAAAGCCCUUUGAUUAUUUACUAUUUUUAGUUCCAUCAUAAUUAUCAGUCAUUUGUGCUGAGGUUUUAAUGAAUUACAUCAAACUAAAACACAUGUAUUGAUUGUGUUUCUUGUAUCUUUUUAUUAUUUAUUGCUAGUCUUAAAAAAGAUAGCAUAUUAUUUAUAAAGGCAUUGUUUUGAAUGUGUGUGUAUCUGGACCACUUUCACAUUUCAGCCUCUAAGGGACGCUAUUGCAUGAGAAAUGAAUGUGAUAGUUACGUGAUGCAGUGCAGCGUCUUUCUCUGUCACUGCCAUUUAUAGAAGAGAGCUUCGUGUGAACAACCGUACAAAAACACGCUCAUCUGAAUGCGUAUUGCUCCUAUUAGUCAAAGUAUUUAUAUAGAGUCGUUUUACUUUCAUAUUAUUUUUUUCACAUGGAGUCUAAAGAGGAUCAUUGCAGUGGAGGAAGAAGAUGGCGAUGUUUUUGGCGACGGGCGGCCUGCCUCUUUGUCUUUUUGUGUUUUUUCCUAAAUGGAACGGAGGCACAGAUCCGCUAUUCAAUCCCAGAGGAGAUGAAAAAAGGCUCACUUGUCGGUAAUGUGGCCCAAGAUCUCGGUUUGGAUCUAAAAAGACUCCGUUCUGGGCGUGCCCGCAUCGUGACGGGGGAGAACGUCCAGUAUACGGAGCUGAGGACGGACAAAGGGCUUCUGGUCGUCCAUGAGAGGAUAGAUCGAGAGCAGCUCUGUGGAGACGUGACGCCGUGCAGCUUCACCUUUGAGAUUUUAUUGGAAAACCCCAUGGAAUUACACCCUGUGACCAUCGAAGUGUUGGACGUCAAUGACAACUCCCCCACCUUUGAAAAUAAUUAUUUGCAAUUUGAAAUAAGCGAGUCUGCUGCUCUUGGCUCCCGUUUUGUUUUGGAAAGUGCACAUGAUGCUGAUGUGGGUGCAAACGGUCUGCAAAGCUACAUUUUAACUCCGAGUGAUAAUUUUGUUUUAAAGGAACACGUCAGUCCUGGAGGCAGUAAAUAUGCAGAAAUGGUGCUGCAGAAAGGAUUAGACAGAGAAAAAGAACCACGGCUUUCCUUAAAAUUAGUGGCCGUGGAUGGUGGAACUCCACAAAAGUCAGGUACAGUAAAUAUGAACAUAAUUGUUCAAGAUGCAAAUGAUAAUGCUCCUGUUUUUAAUCAAACAAUGUAUAAAGCUAAAGUGGUUGAAAAUGCAGUAAAAGGCACUCACGUUCUAACUGUGAAUGCAUCUGAUGCAGAUAGUGGAUCAAAUGCAAAAGUCACAUACUCUUUUUCAAAAUCAAAAGCAGUAAUAGCAGAUUUAUUUCACAUUGACCCAGAAACAGGAUGUAUUACAGUAGCAAAAGAAAUAGAUUAUGAAAAAGAAAAAACAAUAGAGUUCAUGGUUGAAGCUAAAGAUCAAGGCACAUUGACAGACUCUACUAAAGUGGAAAUAGAAGUAAUAGAUGUAAAUGAUAAUGUUCCAGUCAUAAAUGUGAUGUCCUUCACUAGUCCUGUGUCAGAAGACUCCCCAGCUGGUACCACUAUUGGUAUCAUUAAUGUUAAAGAUCAAGAUUCUGGAGAAAAUGGCCACGUCAGGUGUGCCAUUGAGGGCCGCGUUCCAUUUAGGAUUAAAUCCAAUGUGAGAAAUUAUUUUGCAUUAUUGACUGAUGCUGACUUAGAUCGUGAAAGUGUGCCGGAAUUUAACAUAACUGUCAUUGCAUCAGAUUCUGGCUCACCUCCUCUGUCUAGUAAAAUGACUUUUAAUUUGAAGGUUUCAGACGUGAAUGACAAUGCUCCGGUGUUCCCGGUCAGCUUAUAUACUGCAAGUGUUGCAGAAAAUAACUCUCCAGGUGUUUCUGUGCUAAAAGUUAGUGCCAAAGACCCUGAUGAAAACCAGAACGCUCGUGUUUCUUACAUGUUGGAGGAGCGUGAAAUCGGAGGAACUCCAGUAACUGAAUUUGUGUCCGUUAAUGCAGAAAGUGGAGUCAUUAGUGCAGUUCGCUCAUAUGAUUAUGAACAAAUUAAAGAACUGGUGUUUAUUGUCAGAGCUCAGGAUGGAGGCUCUCCUCCUCUUAGCAGCAAUGUAAGCAUCCGCAUACUAAUCCAGGACCAGAACGACAACGCCCCCCAGGUCCUGUACCCGGUCCAGACGGGUGGCUCGGUGCUGGCUGAAAUGGUGCCUCGUUCAGCAGAUGUGGGCUAUCUGGUGACUAAAGUGGUGGCUGUUGAUGUGGACUCUGGACAGAACGCCUGGCUCUCCUAUAAAGUGCACAAAGCCACAGACAGGGCGCUGUUUGAAGUGGGCCUACACAAUGGAGAAAUAAGAACUGUCCGCCAAGUCACUGAUAAAGAUGCUGUCAAACAAAGACUGAGUGUUCUAGUGGAGGACAACGGGCAGCCCUCUCGUUCAGCUACAGUCAUUGUUAACGUGGCGGUGGCGGACAGCUUCCCUGAAGUGCUGUCAGAGUUCACUGACUUUAGCAUGCACGACAAGGAGUACAAUGACAAGCUGACUUUUUACUUAGUCUUGGCUUUGGCUGUGGUCUCCUUCCUCUUCAUCACCUGCUUGCUGCUCAUCAUAUCAGUCAAAGUGUACAGGUGGAGACAGUCUCGCGUCCUGUACCACUCCAACCUCCCUGUCAUUCCAUAUUAUCCACCACGUUACUCAGACACUUUGGGGACAGGGACUCUCCAACACGUGUACAAUUACGAGGUGUGCAGGACCACCGACUCCAGAAAAAGUGACAUGAAGAAUAUGCAAGCCAUGAGUCAAAGUUUAGUGAGUGUGGAUGGAGCUGAUGCUGAUACACCACAUGUGACCAAGCAGAUGUCAGGAAACUUUUCACAGAUGUCAACUUUGGUAAGAAAGUGUUUCUCUAUACUUCUCACGCACACGUACAGAAACAACACAUUGUUGCACACCAACUUUAGCAAUCAUUUGUUCACAAUUUCCAUUUUGGCUGACACAUCUUUUCUAUAUAUCCACUAUACCAGGGGUCGGCAACCCGCGGCUCCGGAGCUGCAUGCGGCUCUUUGAUCACUCUUAUGCGGCUCGGCAGCUUACUCACCGACCCCCCGAUUUUACCGGGAGACUUCCGGAUUUCAAUGCCUCUCGCAGGAAACUCCCGGGAUUAAUAUUCUCCGAUUUUCACCCUUACAGUUAUAAUGAGGGCGUGCCAUGAUGGUACAGCAUUUGGCACCCUCUACAAUCUGUAUUAACAGCGUGCCAGCCCAACUCUUUGUU
This is a messenger RNA of Nerophis lumbriciformis (worm pipefish), 4839 nucleotides long. The record is from RefSeq and is a predicted model, not a curated record. Lineage: Eukaryota; Metazoa; Chordata; Actinopteri; Syngnathiformes; Syngnathidae.